This is a messenger RNA of Salvia splendens (bonfire salvia), 1599 nucleotides long. RefSeq lists its product as uncharacterized. The record is from RefSeq and is a predicted model, not a curated record. Bases 289 to 1599 code for a protein of 436 amino acids. NCBI's taxonomy places the organism in Eukaryota, Viridiplantae, Streptophyta, Magnoliopsida, Lamiales, Lamiaceae. The transcript is spliced from 2 exons.
GCAUCAAGCUAUCGCGUGUAUACAUAACACGCAUCAGGAAAUCGCGUGUUACGUUAAACACGCGACAGGCUCUCGCGUGUUACGUUAAACACGCGACACGCUCUCGCGUGUUACGUUGGACACAAAUUCGAGCCCAGACGGCAGAGACCUCACUUUCCACUCGCGAAUUCACUUUCGGCUCGCUCAUUCUCUCGCACUCAGCGACGGCUAACGUCUCUAGCCGGCGAAAAUCGAAGUGAAUCCGAUAUUUUGAUGCUCUAAUUCCUAUUUGAAGUGGUGUUAGGUUUAAUGGUGUUUGUGAGUUUAUAUUGGGAUGGGAAAAUUAUUCAGCUCCCAGGUUUGGGUGUUGCUUAUGAUCCCCCUCGUGCAAAAUCAUUUAUUAUAUUGAAUGAAAAGAUAUCUUAUUAUCAACUUGUUUCAAUGAUAUGUGAAAAAAUUGGAAUUGAGUUGGAUGCACAUACGAUUGAUUUAACAUGGAGGCAUCCUGUGGUUUUUAGUGGAGUGGUGAAUUAUAUAGCUACACCAGUGGAUGCUAAUUUGUUGGAGUAUAUGUUUGCUGAAAAUCCAAGUCAAAUUGAACUUUUUAUUGAAUAUACUCUUGUUACCACUGCGUUGCAAUUUGAACCACCUAUCACUCAUCAUGAUGUUGGAACGUCUAGGAGAGAUGGUUAUCCUAGUUUUGAUGUCGGGACAUCUAGGAGGGAUGAUGAAUAUCAUAGCUUUGAAUUCAACACAUCUGGGAGGGAGGUUGAUGAACCACUAGAUGUACCAAAUGUGACAUGUGAUGGUUAUGAUGGUUCAGAUGGUUCUGAUAAUUGUGAUGGUUCAGAUGGUUCUGAUAAUUGUGAUGGUGCAGAUAAUGUUGAUGGUGCAGAUGGCUCUGAUUGUGAUGGUUCCGAUGGUUCUCAACCAAGUGAUCUUGAUUAUAGUGCAGAAUCAUGUGAAGAUUCUACAGACGAUGAGACACUUGAUAUGAUGGUUGAAAAUUAUGUACAACCAUCUGUUCGUGGGGAGCAACCUGUUCCCAACUAUGUGCCUGAAGGGUUACCAUUUUUUCGAUCAUUACCAUGUGAAGGCAGCCGAGGUUACUUUUCAGAAGACCAUGGAUUGGUUGAAGAAGAUAUGUGGUAUUGGGAUGAGGAUAAUCCGAGACAUAUAGAUGUGGGAACAAAAUUUGAUAGCAAAUUGCAGUUGAAAACUGCUAUCACAUUAUGGCAUGUGGGAACAGGUCGGAUGUAUGAGGUUAUGGAUAGUCAUUCAAGAAGAUGGCAUGCAGUUUGUAGGGACCCAUUUGGUCCGAAAAGAAGAGGCAGGGACCUUGGGCAACGCUACCCAUGUAAUUGGGAGGUUAAAGCAACGUUUAAGAAACGUGAUGGUAGCUGGUCUAUCAACUCAUGGGUUGAUCGACAUUGCUGUAUGGGAGAUCACGAUCCAAGUGAACAUGUUAAUCUUACAUCAUCCAUGAUUGUUCUCUGUAUUCGAAGCCAAAUUGAAAACGAUGGUGGAUUCAAGCCUUCUGCAGUACGUACAUAUAUCCAAGAUAAAUUUCACGUGAAAAUCAGCUACAAGAAAGCAUGGUACUCUCGCCGAUCAAGUUGA